Molecule: messenger RNA, 2216 nt
Organism: Aspergillus caelatus
Lineage: Eukaryota; Fungi; Ascomycota; Eurotiomycetes; Eurotiales; Aspergillaceae
Product: Zn(II)2Cys6 transcription factor
Exons: 5
Coding region: 18-1850 (610 amino acids)
Biological process (GO): DNA-templated transcription; regulation of DNA-templated transcription
Molecular function (GO): zinc ion binding; DNA-binding transcription factor activity, RNA polymerase II-specific; DNA binding
Source: RefSeq, a predicted model, not a curated record
CUUCACACACCAUUGACAUGGUUGCCCUCUUCAUAUGCGGGAGCUGUCACACAGGCUUCUCCACCAGCACGCAUUUGCGUCGACAUGAGCAGUCGCACUUUCCCGGUCAAAGACAUGGUUGCUACUUUUGUGAUCGAUUGUACCCCCGAAAAGAUACUGCCCGACGUCAUGCCAAGGUAUGCGCGAAGAGACGUGGUCGGCCACUCCCACCAACACAGCGAAAGGGAAAACCGCGGAAAUCAUGUGAUCAGUGUGCUGACAAAAAGACCUCCUGCGAUGGAGAAUCGCCAUGUGGGAAUUGCAAAAGCAAUGCUAUCAAGUGUGGUUACAGCCGACUUCUGUUUCCCUUCCAGCAAGAGGCCACCAAACCGAAAGAGAAUCCGUCGCCACCAUCCAGGAAUUCUCCGGACAGGUUGCUGAAAGCUCGUAUACCAUUUUUGCUAAGAUAUUAUGAUGACAACAACACAGUUCUGGAUCUGAUCCCAGCACUUGAAGCUGGACGGCCCAAGGUUGAUCAUUCCUCCACUCCGUCCUCCCAUUUAGGCGAGACAGCUAGUGAGCAGUUGAAGGCCACAGAGGGCUUUUUGGAAGAACCCAGCUUGGACGAACCUCAUUUCAUGUGGAGCAGCAGCAUCGAGUCGGACAACUAUGUGAUAAACCACAGAGCCGAUAGUGUGCCAACCAAUCACCAACAAAGCGACAACCUUUCACUGCGCAUUCACGAGCUGGUGCAGAAUUUAAAACCCUUUGCCACAUGCACUAAGUCACAAGCCCAUUUGCGAAACGCUGUUGACCAAGACCUAUUUUCGGCGGCAAAUGUACGCCUUUUUGAACGUCUCUACGUGCAACGUCAUCACAGACAUUGCCCAAUUAUUCAUAUUCCAACCUUCCAAGCUGAAUCUGCUACGCUGCCUCUCCUUCUGGCCAUAUUUCUAGGAGGUUCAUUACACUCCUAUCCGAGAGAUACGUGUUCUCUAGCAGUAGAUUGCAUCGACAUGGCGGAGGCUUAUAUGUUCAGCUUGCCCAUCUUUAACACAGAAAUCAAACAUACUGCGAUCUCUGAGUUGCAGAUGCCGGAGAAUUAUGAUGUUCUGAAGGCAGUGGUCAUUCUACUACAGCUACAAAUUGGGCGCAACGAUCCUAAUAUUCGUCGAAGAGUGAGAUACCAGCGACUUCCACUGCUGGUAUAUGCUGCGCGAUCAAUCUCACUAUUCAGCUCGAGGCACGAUCGUGGCUCCACUACUUCAGAAGGCUGGAUCUGGGAUGCCCAGUUGGAGUCACGGUUGAGGACUGCUCACUUUAUCUUGCUGUUGGACUGCGAAUUUGUGACUUCUUUUCGAAUUCCUCCCAUGCUCGCGAUACUAGAGUCAAUCGGAGAUCUUCCUUGUAAAGAACUGACGUUCUCUCAAGGUCACCCGUCAUCAUUGGUAAAAGCCCCGCAUUCGCCUUCUCUUAUUGAAGUUAUAGAUCUCCUCAUGGACGGUGCUUGGGAUGGACCUAGUAAUCCAGUUUUCAGCCGCAUUGGGGUAUUUGGACUCUUUACUGUCAUAUCUGGGCUACAUCUAGUAAUGUUCUCGAUCUCUACAAGUUGGAUGAACCAGCCAAAUUUAGCCCCUUUGCAUCGGGCGUUGUCCAGAUGGAAGAUACUAUGGGACAGCUUGACCUCCCGAACUGGCAAUAAAGAAGAAAUGGAACUAGCUGGUUUUAUGGCCUGUGCGAAUGAAAUGUGGCUUGUUACCAAGGCCAUACUACGGACUGACUCUAAGGAGUACUACAGUCUAUCUGAUGGAAAAUCCCUGCAACCUUUCAACGAACUAUUUCCGAGCAUCAUCGAUAUGAAAGAUCAAUAAGAAUGGAAGUUCGACUUUUUUUACUUUGAUUCCAGCCUGAAGACAGCCAUGUUUACCAAAGCGUCUACCUUGCGUGCAUAUCCUGUGUGGAAUGAUGAUUGAUUGCUGCGUAAAGCGAUACCUGCGAGAUGAAUCUCGCACUACGCUCCGGGACUGAGAGUGAAAAGGACUGGCCUUGGGGUCAUUGAAGCAGAGAAGGAAAAUCACAAAACAAGCAGUUCACAAGCCACAUGCUCGGAGACAAGCUGCAAGACUCUUCAAAGUAACCAGAUGGAAAGGUCAGCAGAGAAUUAUAGCGUAAAUUUGACAUGUCUCGAGUAAUAGCGAACCAUUGGAAUUGACUAGAAACCUUUUUAAAUAUCUGGA